AGGGUCAAGCGGCAUGUCGAUAUUGGCAGAGCCGCGUCGUAAACAACGUCUCAGUAUCGAUCCCCGAAAUCUUCAGUGGAAAAAUGAUCAAGACAAAUUUUCACAGAAGCUCAUGAAGAAAAUGGGUUGGUCUGAAGGAGAAGGGCUGGGUAGAAACCUACAAGGCAGUGCCGAUCACGUCAAGCUGAAGGCAAAUUAUACCGGAAAAGGCCUUGGAGCUGACAAGCUGGCUUUAUAUGAUAGCACAUGGAUUGGACAUCACGAUGAUUUUGCUGACCUUCUCAACGCUCUCAAUAAGAAUAAGAAAGAGAAGGUUACUACUGAAGAGGAGAAGGAGGAAAGAGCCAAAAGAAUUUCGCUUGAGUUGAGCAGCAAAAGCCUGCGGCGGCGAAUACACUACCAGAAAUUUACACGGGCAAAAGAUACGUCGAAUUACACUGAGAGUGAUCGUGCUGCCAUACUUGGGAUUGUUCACAAACCGGAAACGGAAAGUCCGCAGAAAGAUGAGACAAAGGAGGAGAAAUCUCCUAUCAAAAAGGAAGAAGAGGUCGAACUAAAGUCAAAUACAACUGUGAGCAGCAUGUCUGUAGGCGAAUAUUUUGCUGCAAAGAUGGCUGCAAUGAAGGCGAAGAGUGAGCAAGGAGGAUCGGAAGAUAAGACUGGCAAUGUGAAGCUCGAAGAUACGCUUGUCAAGGAAGAAAUCACAGAGCAGGAAACGGAAGAGGAGAGAAAAGAGAAGAAGAAGAAAAGGAAAGAAAAGAAAAGAUUGUUUGAUUCUGUGCCUUACGAAAUAUCAUCGGAGUUUUGCCAAGUGAAAAUAGAAAACAUGGAGGAAGAAGAAGCUGUUGAAAAUGAAGAAGAGCAACGUAGACAAAGAAAAAAGGAGAAAAAAUUGAAAAGGAGACAGGAAAGAGAAAGACUGGAAAUGGAGGGAGAUGUCAAGCGCCUGAAAGUUGAAGAAGUUUGCGAAGAAGAUGAAAUUGGAGGUUCGAAGGAAGAGAAGAAAAUGAAAGACAAGCCAGAAAUGACGGAGGAAGCUGAAGCAUUAGCUGAUGAGAGCAGUGAAAGCAGGAAGAAGAAGAAGAAGAAAAAGAAAAAUAAGAGCAAAGAGAUCAGACAAUAGCGGAAUGAAACACAUAGCAGUUUGUUUUUAAAUGUAUUGUUGUCUGUUUGUUGUUAUCCUAAGCCUCUUUGGCUAGAGUCUGUUUUAUUCAAAAGCGUGUUGAGUAAAAGCAUCGUGCAUCCCUCGUUUUGAACUCGAACUGUACUCUGUUGUUUUACAUACUUCGCAGAACAUUGUCAUUUUUAACUUCUCCUGUAGUCAAUUGAUCUUGUUGAAAUGUACAGCCAAGUUGUUAACUGGUGUAUAAUUGUUAAUAAAAAA
Cylicocyclus nassatus is the source of this 1384-nucleotide messenger RNA. The record is from the annotation of a GenBank genome assembly. Lineage: Eukaryota; Metazoa; Nematoda; Chromadorea; Rhabditida; Strongylidae.